AGGAGGAGGGGGCCAGGCCACUGCACACCCGGGGACGGGGCCUCCUGACCCUCCCUCAGUCAGCCCAAUGGCCUGCCUCCCUGGCCGUGACCACUCCCGUGGGCUGGCUUCCCUGCGCGCCCAAACAGCCCAGCAGCCGGAGUCCACCCGCAUUCCUGUGAACGCUGGGCGCUGCUCCCUACUUCUCAGGAGGAAAGCUCUCUUGGAAGAGCUGGAAAGGUGCCCGACUCCGGCCAUGCUGGCUCCUUCGCUGCUGUGUGCCUGCCUGCUGCUGGCGGCCCCCGCCUCGCGCGCCUGGCCCGGUUCCGACCCGGAGGAGCCCGGCUCCAGCACGGCGGCGCAGAUCCGCGACAUGCACGAGAAAGUGACGGCCAUCUGGCAGGAGCUGACGCAGCGGCGGGCGGCGGCCGAAGGCGGCCCGGACGCCGCGCUCCACGCCGCCUGCCGGGUGCAGCCGUCCGCCACGCUGGACGCCGCGCAGCCCCGGGUGAGCGGCCUUGUGCUCUUCCGGCAGCUGGCUCCCGGCGCCCGGCUCGAGGCCUUCUUCGACCUGGAGGGCUUCCCGGCCGAGGCCAACAGCUCCAGCCGCGCCAUCCACGUGCACCAGUUCGGGGACCUGAGCCAGGGCUGCGAGUCCACGGGCGCGCACUACAACCCGCUGGCCGUGCCGCACCCGCAGCACCCGGGCGACUUCGGCAACUUCGCCGUGCGCGACGGCCGCCUCUUCAAGCACCGCGGCGGCCUGGCCGCCUCGCUCGCCGGCCCGCACUCGAUCGUGGGCCGCGCCGUGGUGGUGCACGCGGGCGAGGACGACCUGGGCCGCGGCGGCAACCCCGCCAGCGUGGAGAACGGCAACGCGGGCCGCCGGCUCGCCUGCUGCGUGGUGGGCGUGAGCGGCCCGCUGCCCUGGGCGCGCCUGGCGCAGGAGCACGCGGAGCGCAGGAAGCGGCGGCGGGAGAGCGACUGCAAGGCCGCCUGAGCGCGCACCCCGCUUCCCUGCGGGCCCCGACGCCCUUCCCUUCCGCGCGCGCCCGAGACCUGCCCCCUGCCUGCCUCGAGUCUCUCCCUCUGCUCCCAGAGAGACCGCCCCCGCCCCGGGGUCCCAGUGCUGCCAUGGCUGAGGUCUCCCCCAAGAGCCCCUCCACCCAGAGGCCUCCAACCACGUAUGCUGAGACACGCCUCUGCCUCCAGAAGGCAGCCCCCGCCCUCUGAGACACUCAUCCUGAGCUCUGAGGACCCCCGGAGGUAUUGAAAUACCCCAUCUGCCCUCCCCAAACCUCUCCCGCCUCCCCCAGGUCCCUUUCCACCCUGACACCCUUACCCUCAGUCCAGGAGCCCUGAAACCCCUCUUUGCCCUAAGGCCUCAGCUCCUCCCACCCCGUAGAUUCCUUCUGAGACCCCUCCUGAGGUUACCCAGAACCCUCGCCCGCCCAGCCACCUCUCCCGCACCCUGCCAGCUCAAGCAGCCUGCAGUCAGGCGCCCCUGCCCGGUGCCCUCAGCUGUCACUCGCCCACUGCCACCCGCAGAGAGCUGCCCCUUUGGGAGCUGUUUGGCAAUCUUUGUGUUGCACAUUAAAACUCAGCAAUUCAGACUUGCAUUUGGGGCCUUGGUUACUUAUUUUGUCUGUCUGAGGCUCUGCUCCCAGGCUCAGCUAGUCUUUGGAAAGAGCAAAGAUAUUUCCCAAAUCCCCACAGGAUUUCUCCUUAUCCUCUCUCUCCAAGUCUGCUGGCCACGGUAUUCAGUGUCUGGUUGGCACGUCUUCUGUGUGGCUCCCAAGAUGGCGGGCACCGGGAUCACUCAGGAAAGAGAGAAAAAAAAAAAAAAUGACGGCUUCCUGGGCUGGAAUCCAAAGGGAAAGAUGGACAUCUAUUUGCAACAAGCUUCCUGGUGAUUCCCAGGCUGGAGCCACCGGCCUGGCACACGGCUCAUGCCACCUCACUGGGCCUUGGGUCUCCUGGCAUGGGCCUCUAAGUGCAGCCCGAGGUCCACUUCCCAGAUGGCGGGGAGAGGGCCAGUGAAGCAGUCGAGCGGGCAGUUUACAGGGAGGUUGGCAUUGCUGUCUGAAGUUGCUGGCCUUCUCCAAAACCCGGACAAGGACAAUGUUCUUCUUCUUGACUUCUUGACACAAAGGCAGAUGGAACCAUGGAGCCCAGUGGCAGGCUGAUUUUGAUUAGGACUUGGAUGUUCAGCCUCUCUUUUUGAGAAGCAUAAUCUUUACACACACUAGAUCAGAAAGUGCACCCACCUUUAUUUAUUUUUUAAAAGAUCUUUAUUUGUUUUAGCGCGCACGUGCGUGAGUAGGGGGAGGGGCAGAGGGUGAAGGAGAGAGGGAAUCCCAAGCCGACGCCACACUGAGCGUGGAACCUGACGUGGGGCUCGAUCCUAGGUCCCUGAGAUCAUGACCUGAGCUGAAAUCAAGAGUUGGAAGCUUAACUGACUGAGCCAUCCAGGUGCCCCAUCCACCCUCGGUGAUUGAAUAGAGGCACUCCCAAUAACUUUCUAACGUCCUUGGGGAGACCCACUCUAGCUGUAGGUUUUCCACCCUGGUUACUCAGAGGCAGCUUCCAUUUCUCCCAGACUCUCAAGGCAGUGAGUCAAAUGGAACCUUUGCCAGAAACCCAUCCCCAGUGGUUAUUUUUGCUUCUUACUCGGACUAACUUAUUAUUUAAAAAUCUCUCCUUGAACCCAAGUGACACCCGGAGAGAGAGGUUUCUGCCUGGUGACUGCUCCACCAACUGGCUCUCACUGGUUUGAAGUAUUAACUUGAACUGGGCAGAACUCAGCACUGAGAGGGAACUAGGAAACGGAGGCUUUAAAUAUCCUGACCUCAACAGAUGUGUGUGCCUAUCCCCACAGUUAAAAGUCGUGAAAACGAGGCAGGAAUCACAGAGGACACACAGUGGAGGCAUCAACACCCCAUGGAUGGAUGCCCAGCACCCCAUCUUCGACUCUGCUGCCCCGAUUAUAGGUUAAUUCAGAAUCAUCAGGGGAGGUUUGGACUUAUUUUGAGAAGGAGACUGGUGCUUCUCAUCACUAACCUUCUGCUGUCGUCCAUCCGGGCUAUCACAAAAUAUCACAGACUGAGUGGCCUAUAAACAACAGAAAUUUGUUUCUCACAGCUCUAAAGACUGAAAGUUCAAGACCAUGGCACCUGCAUAGUCGGGUGAGAGCUCUCUUUGGGGUUCACAACUAUUGACGUUCACUGUGUCCUCACAUGGAGGAAGGGACUAGAGAUCGCUCUGGAGCCUCUUCCGUAAGGCUCCCCCCAUCAUGACUUGGGGACCUCCCAAAGGUGUCACCUCUUGUUACCAUCAUCUUUUGGGGGUUAGAAUUCCAAUGUAUGAAUUUGGGGGGAACACAUUCAGAUAAUAGCAUCUUCUGUUCUUAGUUUCUCUUUUCACUACCCUUGGCCCCCCUCAAGACUAAAGAGAUACCCUAGCAGACCCAUUCCUUUUGCUUUCUGUUCAUUAAAGGGAAUUGGAUUGAUAAACUGUUUCGUGGGGCUCCAGAGACAAGAAACAGAGAAAGGAAAUAAUAGAAGGGUAAAUUACAGUUCACUGUAAAGGCAAAGGAAUGCAUCUAGCAGGGUGGUUGACAGCUCACGCUCAAGUAGAAAGGCCUGUUUGGAACCCCAGCUCUGCCACAUUUAAAGCUGUGUGACCUAAGUCACUUCACCUCUCUGGGCUUGGGUUUUCU
This is a messenger RNA of Zalophus californianus (California sea lion), 3697 nucleotides long. It is a transcript of the gene SOD3, whose product is annotated as superoxide dismutase 3. The transcript has 2 exons. The record is from RefSeq and is a predicted model, not a curated record. Gene Ontology annotation, biological process: removal of superoxide radicals. Bases 68 to 979 code for a protein of 303 amino acids. Gene Ontology annotation, molecular function: superoxide dismutase activity; copper ion binding. Lineage: Eukaryota; Metazoa; Chordata; Mammalia; Carnivora; Otariidae.